GCCUCAAAUCAUUGUCCCGACUUGCCUCACAUACCACAUUUUACACCCGAACUGGAAGAGCGAACCACGGAAUCAUGGCGCGCAAAAAGCCGCAAGCCAGAAAUACGCCGGCGGCGAUGAAACAGCCGAAGAAGAGUCCGGGGACUGAAACUCUGGCCGGGAAACGGCUAACCAAUGCCGAGCGGUCAGCUUAUUUCUCGCGGAGAGAAGCCGCUAAGGUGUUGCGCACCAUACUACAAGGAGACGACCGGCGCCAGGCAGUGGGCUCCAUCAAGUCGCUGGUGUACGGCCCCUCUGUCAGGAACAAGAGAGCUACUUAUGCUCUUGUGUGCCAGACGCUCAAGCAUCUUUCAAUAAUCAAGGACAUCUUAGGGGCAUCUAAUGUGUUGAACAGUAAAUGGAAGAGACGAGAAGAGUUAAUAUACAUAGUGACAUAUGACAUUCUGUUUGGACAGGAGGACUCAUUAGCUGGUGAUGCUGAAAAGUUUCUCCUGCUCAGAAAGGAUGCAUUGCAGUUGGCUCUUGCUCAGCUCUUAAUAAGAAGGGGAGUCAAAAAAGUGAAUGAGCUGAUAACUCCUUAUAAAUCUGAUGCUCAAAAACCUCGUUAUGUCCGUGUAAAUACCCUGAAAAUGGAUGUUGAGUCUGCCUUACUUGAGUUGAGGAAACAAUAUGUGGUUCAAAAGGAUGACAUGAUCCCUGAAUUGUUGGUAUGUCCACCCGGUACUGACUUGCAUGAUCAUCCUUUUGUACAAACUGGAAGCAUCCUUUUGCAGGGCAAGGCAAGUUCCAUGGUGGCUGCAUCACUGGGACCUAAACCAGGAUGGGAGGUCAUUGAUGCCUGUGCUGCACCUGGUAACAAAACUGUCCACCUUGCUGCUCUUAUGAAGGGACAGGGAAAGGUUAUUGCUUGUGAACUUGAUAAAGAAAGGUUUAAACGUUUAAAAAACACAGUUAAAUUGGCUGGGGCAGCUAAUGUGCAAGUUAUGCAUGAGGACUUCCUUAACUUGAAUCCGGAAGAUCCAUCAUAUUCAAAGGUUCGUGCUAUACUUUUGGAUCCAUCUUGCUCUGGAUCUGGGACUGCUUUUGAUAGGUUGGACCACCUUCUCCCAUCAGCCAAUGCAGGUGCUCAUGAUGGUUUUGACAUGGAUAGACUACAAAAGCUUGCAAAUUUCCAAAAGAGAGUUUUGGAACAUGCAUUGCGUUUUCCAGCAGUCGAGAGAAUUGUUUACAGUACCUGCUCUAUCCACCAAAUUGAGAAUGAAGAUGUUAUCAAUUCUCUCCUACCCCUUGCCACAUCUCAUGGAUUUCAACUGGAAAAAGUUUUUCCCCAAUGGCCUCGUCGUGGUUUUCCAGUUAUGGUUGGAUCUGAAAAUUUGCUGCGAACUGACCUGGUCAAGGACAAAGAAGGCUUCUUCAUUGCUUUAUUUUCAAGGGAGGGAAAAGAUCGUUCUGUAAAGUCCAUGCGGAUGGAACGAAAUGCUUCUCUUCGGAAUAGACUGAGGGCACGGAGACAUUUGAAUUUGUUCUUCCUCAAAAUGUUUAGAACGAUAUGGUAUGCAACUUAACAGUACUAGUACUAACAACUAAUUGCAUGCUGUUGAAGUUAGUGUUGUAUACAGAGUAAUUAUUAUUUACUUAUUUCGUACUCUUUUAGUACUUUCAAAAGUAAACUUUCUAGGAAUCAAAUUUUUUUGGUCAA
Ipomoea triloba (trilobed morning glory) is the source of this 1699-nucleotide messenger RNA. RefSeq names its product probable 28S rRNA (cytosine-C(5))-methyltransferase. Gene Ontology annotation, molecular function: methyltransferase activity. Lineage: Eukaryota; Viridiplantae; Streptophyta; Magnoliopsida; Solanales; Convolvulaceae. The record is from RefSeq and is a predicted model, not a curated record. Gene Ontology annotation, cellular component: nucleolus. Gene Ontology annotation, biological process: rRNA base methylation. Bases 75 to 1565 code for a protein of 496 amino acids. The transcript has 13 exons.